GGGUGUGUGACCGCGGGAGAAAAUAUGAGUCGACAAUUUGUCACCGUCUACUAACUACUGCGAAUUAACUUAAUCCGCAGACAUUAUUAUUUGAACAGUAACGUACACUUAGCACCCAUGUCAUAUAUCCUACAGUCUUCUCUCACUCAGUGUAACUGUGUUGAUGUUAGCUAGCUGCCCACUAAAUACAUUGACUGCUCUGAGAAAAAAAAAUCAUUAUAAACUCAUUAGUUGGCUAUAACGCUAAGCUAACCUUCGACUCUCCUAGAUACAGUAACACGGAAGAGGAGAUGGCCAAAGGAAAGGCAAAGAACAACAGUAGUGACAGCUUAGCUCCACCACAGCCUCGGUCACUUAGGUCAAGGAAGAGAGAGUAUCCAAGUGAGGAAAUAUCUGAGACUGAUGAUGUUCAGGCUCCUCUCCAUCAUCAGGACACUGAAAGAACCAAUUCAGCAGAGGAUGCCAAACUGCUACAGUGCGAGCAGUUCCCUCUGCAGGAAUCUACUAUGACUUCAGCUCAACAGCAUCAGGCAGCAGAGCAGUCAUGUUUCAUCAAACAACAUCCUGCCACCGAAGAAGAAAAUGUGGAAGCAACAAAUGAUAAAGCUACCGAAGCAAAAAAAGAGACUACUGUCACCAAUCCCAACAAUGAUUCUGAGCCGCUGGGCUUUAGAGAACAGACUGAUGAUGAUGCCAACCGGAGUGGGACAGACAUGGAGAAAAUAACCACAGAGGAAUGUAACAGGUCACAGUCUCAAACAUGCACCGAUCAACUCCAGUUCCUCUUGCCAACCUCUGAAGAGGGUGACGUGUCCCUUGCAGCUGUUCUGGAGAAGCAUCUAGGAUCGAAGGAGAACUCGCAGAUAAGGCAAGAAAGCAGCCCUGAGGAACAAAGCAGUGUGUACGUGAAUGAUGUGAAGGAGGUCACAAAGGAGGCACCGGCAAAAAAGAAGCGACGCAUGGGUAUGUGUGGUCUGACAGAGAAGGAGCGGAGUCAUUUUCUUCAGACACAAAAGCGUGAAAAUGGGCAGAACGGACUGGACAGAGCUGAGAAGCAGAUUUGUAAUAACAGUGCUGACCUUGUGGCUCACGAAGAUAUUAAAUCUGCACCCCAUUUACCCUCGCCACUAUCCAUCUCAGGAAGCAGCGUCACAGAGCAGAAGGAGGCAGAGAAAACACUUCAGUCCAGUCACUGUGGAGAACAUGACAGGGCAGAAAAAGAGGUCCAUACUGCUGUCACUACAUCAGAUGGAACUAGUGCUGAGUGUGAAUCAGGCUGCUCAAAGCACAAGAGUUGCGAGACUGAAAGAGGCCCAAGAGCUCCUUGUCUGGAACAACCUGGUGACAUGAAGUCAGAUCAGCCCGCAGAAGAGGAGGUUUGGGGGAGCCAAGAGAAGCAGGAACAAUCAGCUAAGAGUAUGGCUGAAAAACCUCAGGAGCAAAUGAAAGACGGAGGAGAUGGGUCAGCAUUACUGGACCAAAGUCCUGACGUCAGUUUUUACUGUAAUCCAACACAAAACGAUGAACGUGAAGACCAGGAUGCAAUCGAGGCUGCCCCUCCGCAGGUGAAUAGUAUGACCAAGACAAGAGAUGAGAGAAAAGAAGAGCUGACUUGUGAUGCUGGGGAUGGUGACCGUGCUGAAGCAGGUGCUGCAUCCACACACUCCGUGUCUGGAGGAUUCAACGGGGGCUCAGUGGAGCUCUGCCAGGCUGGAGUGUCACCCGGUGGCUCAGAGAGGAAAGACAGCUGUGAUCCUGAUGAUGAACCUGGUGCGGGUCUUUCUACUGUGAGCGCCGAGCAGCCUCAGACUAAGGACACCAUGGACCUGAUUGGCUCUUUGUACUUGGAUUACGUGUCGGAUUCUCAGCUGAACACCAUUGCUCUGAUUGAGGAGGAGGUGAUGGAGCGGGAUGAAGACCGUGUUUCCCCAGAGUGUCAUGAUGCUACAGACCUGAUCUGUGGGCUCAUCAGAGAACUCUCCUCUCUAAACCAAAAGGUCAUGGCCACUCACAGAGAGUUGGAGAACCUGCGCCGCAGCAGUAAAACAUCAAGGAGCUCAAAACUUUGAGGAUUUCAAGUCCCUGCCACCCUGAUCUUACAGUCGCCCCUCUGGUUUGUGGGUAAUGACGGCACUCCAAACGUUUAAAUGUGUCACAAUGAAUACAUGUUCACUCUUUUUGCAUCUUCAACUGCUUUAGUGGCUUAGUUGUUUCGGUUCGCCUCAAAUAAAGCUGGCUGUUGUUUAUUCAGUCAGUACUAUGAGUAUUUUUCUGUAUCGCCUGAUUAGUGGCCAGUUUUUAAUUCUGUCAAACUACAGAUUUGGGGAGUGAAGACCAAAAAAAUUAAUUAAUUAAUUAAUUAAUAAAUACACAGAUGUAGUCAGUUUAGACAUUUAUAUACUUAUGGCACACAAAAUUUUCCACACAGAAAUAUGUUCACACAAUUUUUUCCACAAAGUCAGAAGAUCUGGAAUGGCAUCACAGAAGAGCCACAUACACAGUUUUCAAAAUAAACAAGCUUAGAAAACAGGUACUUACACCUCAGAACUAGAACAGGUCACUCAUGUUUCUAAAAAGUUAAAAUGCUGACAUGGUCACAUGAUGUUUACUUGCUGUAAUAAAAUUAUCACUUAUGA
This is a messenger RNA of Acanthopagrus latus (yellowfin seabream), 2636 nucleotides long. RefSeq lists its product as uncharacterized. Bases 291 to 2069 code for a protein of 592 amino acids. Gene Ontology annotation, biological process: double-strand break repair involved in meiotic recombination. Lineage: Eukaryota; Metazoa; Chordata; Actinopteri; Spariformes; Sparidae. The record is from RefSeq and is a predicted model, not a curated record. The transcript has 8 exons.